Messenger RNA from Rhagoletis pomonella (apple maggot), 494 nucleotides. RefSeq names its product pupal cuticle protein Edg-78E-like. Lineage: Eukaryota; Metazoa; Arthropoda; Insecta; Diptera; Tephritidae. The transcript has 2 exons. The annotation marks the transcript as partial. Gene Ontology annotation, cellular component: chitin-based extracellular matrix. The record is from RefSeq and is a predicted model, not a curated record. Gene Ontology annotation, molecular function: structural constituent of chitin-based larval cuticle.
CAGCUACUGCAUUUCCUGGUGUGCUGUGUGUUCUGUUGUGGUAUUUUUACACAAUUCCAGCCUGCAAAAGCGGCCAUUAGAUCAAUUGAUCGUGAUGCGCACACUAUUUACUACACAAAUCGGGCGCCAAAUACACGUGGCGACUUUCAUUACGAGUUUCAAACAUCCAACGGCAUAACAACAAAAGCAGCGGGAAAUGAGCACGGUCACAGCGGCGUGGUGCAAUAUAUUUCACUUGAAGGUAUUCCCAUCACGUUGACAUACGUGGCUGAUGCCAAUGGCUAUCAUCCGAGUGGUGAUCAUAUACCCAAGUUGCCGGAACAGGUGCUGUCGUCGUCGUCGUCGUCUUUGUUGAACUAUAAACGCCAACAACGAACACAUCUUAAAGGUCUUGUUUGCAAUCUCCCGCAACUCUCAUAUAUAUCCAUCGGAGCUGUUGUUGUAUAAGUUUUAAAUGUGUAGCAUCUUUCUGAAUACAGACAUCAACCAAUUAA